Molecule: messenger RNA, 4037 nt
Organism: Pyricularia grisea
Lineage: Eukaryota; Fungi; Ascomycota; Sordariomycetes; Magnaporthales; Pyriculariaceae
Exons: 4
Coding region: 1211-3664 (817 amino acids)
Source: RefSeq, a predicted model, not a curated record
CCCCUCACCAGGCUAGUAACACUUGAUUGUGUUACCUUUUGAUUUCUCCCACAACCAACCAAACAAGCCACCCAUUUCCCAACGUCAACCUUUUUUAUUUCCUCUAGGCGCGGAGGCAAGGAAAAGUGCGGUCGGUCCCCGCUUGCCUUGCCGUCCUUGUGCACCCAAUACCCGAUCCACUACAAACUCGACUGCGGAUUACUCGGGUGCGAGGGCCCCCUGUACGCUUUUCUUUUUUCCGCAGGACGUGCUGGUAGCGUACUGUGCUGUAGCGUAGCAACCUAGGGGGAGCGAGCGAGCGAAGUGAGCGGUUAUAUCUCUUUGCCUCCCUGGUCUUAGCGAACUUUCCGACCCCCGGCGCAUCCUCUCGGGAGCCUCCCUUUUUUGUUCAUCCCGUCUCCCGUCAUACAGACAACCUGCCAUCUGGUUUAGUUCCUUUUGCAAUUUUAUUGUCCGUGCUUGUUGCAUUCCUGCCUGUUUUUGCUUCCCAUUCCCUUCGACUUCAGAGCCGGUGACACUAUCUGUCUACUUCGGCCAUUUGAUUUGAUUCCUCAACAUACCGGGUACAGAUUAUUUACAGGGGUUGGGUUUUUUGUGCACAGAAACAAAUCUGUAAUGAAAUAAACGGCCUGCCAAAUUUUACCAAUUUCAACUCCCACUUGGCCGAAGUCUUAUUUUUUUCUCUCACUCUUUGCGAGAGACGCUACCAACAAAGCAAACCAAAAAGGCAAACCAAAACCACGCUAGCUUACGAUCAGAUACGCCCUACUUUUACGAACCAUUUCAGUAAUGACCCAAAUGACAACCGAGCUUGGAUUCGACCCCGAGAUUUAGAAUUCCUCGCCCGAACGAGUGCCCGUCAAAUCUUUUUAGGUUCCUUUUGCAGGGGUUGCUUCUGCUUUAGGGAUUUCUCGGUAACCCCCGCGUGUGCAUUGUUGCAACGAUAUUGCAACACACCCACCUACCAAGAAGUCAUCCGGGACUUUGUUGGUUGUUCUCCUCAGUCUUUAUUCACUCUCCUGUUGUCAACUUUGAAAACCAAAUUUGGUCUCAACUCCUUUUCUUCCGGACCUGAGCUCAACUCACAUCCCAGGUGAACCUCAAAAAUCAAGGGCAAUUAUUCUCCAGGUUGGAAUGUACCUUUUCUGAGGUUGUUCGCAUGCGUGGCCACAACUGGGACUGCGCCAAGAAUCUCUAGAUCUGAACUGCUAUGACUGCAGAGCGAUUGGAUACAAGUUUUGGCAACCGGCAAGCCUGGUCACCUUCUGCACCUUCCUCCCACGGUACACCCACGGCGGCACUAUUACCGAGCCCUAUAUUCGAAGCUUUGGACGAUCAUCAGAGCAGCGGAGGGUACUGCGCACCUCACCUGGAAGACGUUUCUCCUCUUGACGCAACAUUCGAGCAUAUCGGAGGAGAUUCAUCGCCACGACACCUUGAUUCGGGUGGCUUGGGUGGCCGGGAGUCUUUGGCCCAGAUACCUGGGCAAGGCGCUGUACAUAGCCGCAAGAGAGCUCGUUUGGCAAGCGGCUUUCGGACAUCUUUGUCUGACCCGCCCGCACUGCAACCAUUGUCCGAGCCUUCGAAUAGACUCACAUUGCCACAUCCUAACGGGGACGACACGAUACCUCGACCCGAGGAGCCACCUCUUAAAAGAGCUAGAAAGGUCCGGCGGCGAGACGCCGGACCCGCUGACCAAGGGCAAACUAUAACACCGCCAUCCUCGACCCAUAAAAGGACAUCUCGGCAAAAACCCACCCCCAAGAUCGAUAACGAAAUCGAGACCAUGCAGGAUGCCCAAGGAUUCCAUGAUUUUCCCGGAACGGGUGCCCCGGAUCCAAACGACAUGCCUGUGUUCGUGACCUCGCCCGGCGACAUGUUCGCCUAUCCCUUGUCAGCACCGACGUCGGCGUCCCUCUUCCCCGAUCCAAACAUGUGGAAUAACGGCGGCGGCUUCUCAGGCCUUGGACUGGAUAUCGACUUUGGCGCCGCAGGUUCUGGCAUGUUGCAGGGCCACCACGCCUUGAGCCCAACUCAGCAUCUUUCCAUGGACCCAUCGGGUUGGGACGCGACAGCUCAGAUGUUCCAGGAUUCUAGCGUACAAGCCCAAGAUGUACAGCUUGGACAAAAUCAGCCAGAUAUGCAACAUACCCAUCCACAGCCCCAGCCCCAACCCCAGCAGCAACGGAGCGUGUCGCGUUCGCAGAGCAAGCAACAACGCCCCACGAAACGUGAGCGCCCUAUUGCUCCCAAGACAACCACGUCAAGCGCCGACAUAUCGUUCACUGCAGUGUCGGCUUCUCUCGACCAGGUGUCUCUGGGCUUGGACAGCACAGAACUUUAUCAAGGAUCCUUUGAUGACCCGUACUGUUUAUCACAUACGGGCGAAAGCGUUAAUCCUGGUCUUCUUCUCAGCAGGCCUCCAUCAGUCAACAUGGACGGCCCAUCGCAUAGAGUGCAGCCACAGUCACGCGUUCCUCUGAGCUCGGCUUCCUCGGGUAUGCUCCAGUCUUCUUCUCAUGCCCAAAAUUUCGGCAUAUCCAAAGCGUCCAUGCGCGAGAUGGCGCCCGCUAGACCGGUAAGCAGCAGAGCAAAUACAGUGAUUCCACCCGCAAAAACCAGUGUGGCUCGCCCCGCUGUUUCUCGGAGCUUCAGUGAACAUAGAAGCCAGAAACGGACGGGUAGAGCUUCGGGAACCAACAAGAUGCCUGUUCUUGCGCCAGCCACGCAAAGGCCUCUCCAACCUCCUCCCCAACUUCAACCACAGCAGCCGCCACAGCGUCCUCGCAGUCGACCGUCGUCGACCGGUAGCAUGCGAUCUUCAGGCCGGUCUUCACCAUUCAAAGACCAUCACCAUUCCCGUUUGUCGAGCUUGAACUCCAUCCCCGAGGCAUCUCCCCAGCCGCAGCUCGCGUUCAGGCCGACGCUCGCCAGGAUUACCGUAAACGCGGACGGACAUGCUAGCGUGGAGGAGGUGUUUCCGAGCAGACGGACCCGCUCGGCGCGCUCAGGGCGCUCUUCUCGUUCGGCUGACGACGAGUAUGAAGAAUAUGCGUCCUCAACGGAUGACGAGGAAAUUGUAAUCCCAGCCAAAUGCAGCAGGCCUCGCUCAUUUGCCCUCCCAGACUCCUUGGAAGUCUCCGGCUCCAGGCCUAGGUGGCAGGAGGCUGGUGGCCGAUUAUUGCCUCACGAGAUCUCUCUCCAGAAUGACGAAGAAAGCGAGGCCGAGACCGUGAUAAAUGACGGUGCCGGUGAUGCGGAGAGUGAACUCAGAAGGUUGAGGCAGCGACAGAUGGCGAACCACGGCAGCCCGAAGAAGUUGAAAAUCUCGGCCACCCGAAGUUUCAGCGGACACCAUUCACACCCGGCCUUGUUGUCUCCGGCGACAAUGACAGAGAUGAGCCUGCCGACGCCAUCGUCGCGAAAUCGUGUUCGGUGCGUUUGCGCCGGCAGCCCAGGGGGCGAGCAAACAGUUGACGGACUUAUGGUGCAAUGCCAAUCGUGUGAAAUGUGGCUGCAUGGAAAGUGUAUCAACGUAAGCAAACGUAACAUGCCUUCUGUGUACAUCUGCUCGUUCUGCGCCGAAACUCCGAGGAACCGAAGGAAUGUGGCUCUGGGGGCAUCUUCACCUCUGGCGCACAAGUCUUUUACCAAGUUUCGGUGAGGGAGUACAACACGAUGUGGAGCCAGCUUGAGAUUCUUAGUCGCUGGCAAGACCUCUUUUUCGGUCGGGUCGUUGUGCCCCUCAAAGAGGUUUUCGAGAUAUUGGUGUGACUCCUGUUUGAUGAUGAUUAUUUUAAGCAGCUGUUCUCAUGGAAUUUCAACUCUGUUUUUUUCUUGAUUUGUUUACCGGUUGUUUUGGAGUUGAGGGGGCCACAAUGUGAACAUAGAUACACGGACCAUGGGAUGACAUACAAAUGAUAAACAUGGAGGGUGGCCAAGGGGAUGGCGAUACCCAAACUUAUACGUUGCAUGAGUUGGCUGUGGGAAUCUUGAACUGUCUGGAUGAAUGGGCAGCAAUGCAUAGCAUAGCAUAG